Protobothrops mucrosquamatus (brown spotted pit viper) is the source of this 914-nucleotide messenger RNA. It is a transcript of the gene FLT3LG, whose product is annotated as fms related tyrosine kinase 3 ligand. Lineage: Eukaryota; Metazoa; Chordata; Lepidosauria; Squamata; Viperidae. Gene Ontology annotation, cellular component: membrane; cell surface. Gene Ontology annotation, biological process: positive regulation of cell population proliferation. The transcript has 7 exons. The coding region runs from base 58 to 735 and encodes 225 amino acids. Gene Ontology annotation, molecular function: cytokine activity; receptor tyrosine kinase binding. The record is from RefSeq and is a predicted model, not a curated record.
UCCCCUCUUUUUUAGGGGAAACCUCAGCAUGCUGGCCACUUACCAAACUAUGUGGAGAUGAUUUGGUAUCACGGAACUCCAGAUUCUUCUGUGGUCUUGCUGCUCGUAUUGCUGUUUUUCUCCCCAUUUGGGCCACUCAAGGGCUGCAAGUUUGAUUAUUCUCCCAUCGCAACUUCUGACUUUUCCCAGGAUAUAAAACCACUGAAAGAAUAUUUGCUCCUGGACUAUAAAGUAUCAAUGCCGUUCAGUCUGAAACAGGACAUAUUCUGCAGUGAGUUAUGGAAUCUUCAUUUCAUCAAUGAAAACUUAAAGAAAUUAAUCAACGUGUCUGGAGAAAGACUGAAAAAGUUAAUCAAGAAGAUAUAUAAUCACACAAAAGUUGUUGAAUCUUGUAAUAUUGAAGUAGAUAAUAGUUCUGUCAGCUUUGCAUUGACAAAUAUCUCUCAGUUUGUAGAUGUCAUUCCUUUCCACCUUCAGUCUUUAUCAGCGAAAAUAGAGAAGAUUACAUCAGAAGAAAAGUGUGCUGAUUUUAAGAACUGCACCGUUAUUCAGAGCCAAAUAGAAUCUUCUAAGUUACCCAUCAACACUUCUGAUUGGAAGCUAGAGAAGAAACAGUCAUCUCAGCCAAUCUCCCACAAAAGAACUUACUGGUGGUUACUUCUUCCAGCUAUCUUGGUCUGUCUUAUCUUCAGUUUAUCGAAAAAAUGCCAGUGGUCCUCUUCAAGUGCAAUUUAAAAGUACCACCUCCCCGCGGCAUGGGAUCUAACCUCAACAUCACAACAUCUUAGAGCCUGCUCUAUCCCACUCCUAGCCUUUAUCUUGAAGGACUAACCUGGCACCAUCUGUCAGAGGGGGCGCUGCCAAGAAGGAUAUCAGUUCUGACUCCCACCCCUUGGUAGAUGCUUGCAUCUUUC